ACAAAAAAACGACGAUGACUUGUUUUAUUUUGAAGGUCAUUAACGGAAGUCAAUACUUUAACAGUUUUACUCCGUGUGGCUUGACAGAAAUAACUGUUCGGCACAGCGUCCAGCCUCCUUUCAUGUGCUGAAAAACAUAAUAUAGCGCUACAAUGAGAGAGGUGAGAGCAAAGAGUCAGAGGCGCCUUUAAAACACAAAGAUGGAGGACGACCUGGUGUCUGAGGAUGAUAUCUUGCUGUGGUCAGAAAAGGAGUUCCACGAUGCUGCAAAGAGGAACGACCUGGGGAAAAUGCAGGAACUGAUCAAGAAGGGUGUGGACGUCAAGGCCAAGAAUAAAAUAGACCGUAAAGCACUGCACUGGGCAGCUGGAGCAGGGAAUGAACAGGCUCUACGUCUGCUUCUGGACCACGACACUGAUGUUGAUGAGAAGGAUACUUUUGGCAUGAACGCUCUGCUUCUGGCAUCCUGGUUUGGUCACCUAAAAGUCCUGCAGAUCCUGGUGUCCUGUGGAGCAAAGCUUAACUGUGAAAACAAAGAUGGGCUGAGGAUGCUGCACUGUGCUGCCCAGCGAGGACACAUCAGAGUGUUGGAGUUCAUCAUGGAGGACCUGGAAGACAUUUGUCUCGACAGAGUUGACAAGUUAGGAAAGACAGCACUUCAUCUGGCUGCUGAACAUGGACAGUUGGAAGUGGUGGAGUUUCUGAUCGGAAUGGGCUGCACACAUGGUUUGAAGGACAAGGAAGAGAACACAGCCAUACAUCUAGCAGCAAAGUGUGGGCACACAGAGAUCCUGCAGAAGAUGGUAGAGACCGGCAUCGACGUCGAUGAGAGAAACAUAGAUGGUCUCACAGCUUUGCACCUGGCUGCUGAUGGAGGUCACUAUGAAUGUGUCAAACUGCUGCUGGAGUCGGGCUGUAAUGUCAAUUCACAAACUAAUAAGAAUAUGAAUGCUCUGCAUUAUGUGGCUCAGCAUGGCUUUGACAGAGAAGCCAGUUUGCUGCUGGAAGCAGGAAUCAACAGAGAUGCUGUAGACAAUCAAAACAACACAGCGCUCCACUUAGCUGUAUUUAACAACCACACAGAGGUUCUACAGCUGCUAAUCCAUGCUGACUGCGACCUGGACAUCACUGACAGUAGACAACAGACUGCACUGCACAUUGCAGCAGAGCACGGCUGGCAGGACAUGGCUGAGAUGAUGCUGAUCUCUGGUGUUAACCUCAAUCUGACUGACAAGCAGGGGAAAACGUGUCUAGAGGUGGCAGCCAGAGGAAACCAUGUCAUCCUGGUCGACAUGAUCAUCAAAGCUGACCGUUUUUAUAAAUGGGAGAAGGAUCAGAUGAGCAGUGAACAGGACUCCUGGGUCGGGAGGCCUCUGAGCUUCAAGCAGGAUCACCAGCAAGAGACCCAGCACCUCCGGUCUGUCCUGUGGAACCUGGCAACUAAGCUCCUCUGCCGUGGGGAAUGGAAGAUCUUGGCACAACACUGGGACUUCAGCGAUGCACAUAUACGAGCUAUAGAGCAGCAGUGGACAGGCAUGAAAAGCUUCAAAGAGCAUGGUCACCGAAUGCUGUUAAUCUGGCUCCAUGGAGUUGUGAUGGCAGGGGAGAACCCGGUCAAAGGCCUCUACGAGGGGCUGGUGGAAAUCUCACGGACAGACUUGGCAGAGUGCAUCCGGCAGAAGGCGAAUGCAGAGACCAGCUCUCCCAAAAUGUGCUCUGCAAUGUGAUCAACACUGUGAGUGACAACAAAUCCAAGGUUUCAGUUCACUUUAGUGCUUUAACAUUUAACUGUAAAUGUCAUCAACUGAGCCCUUGAAAAGAAUAUCAUCCAUGGUGUGACCUUUUAUUCUUCUGGGUUUAAUUCUUUUUAUUUUCGUUUAGGGUUCAGGGACUUGAUUGCUGUAACCCUGUAAAGUACCUGGUGGAAAUAAAAAAAAUAAUAAUAAUAUAUAUAUAUAUAUAUAUGUACUUUUAUUAAAAAUGCAUGCAAUGAACACCUGCUGCCACUACUCAUACUGCACUGUGUCUGUGUACUCUGUACACCAAGGGCUUUUCAGCACAUUAUGACAUCUUAUUAUUCAGGCUAGUAUAAUGUAACAUUUUCUCCUACAAUGUUUCUCAAAGUUCUUCUUCUGUAAAGUUGUAUUAAGUGGUGUAUGGGGAGGGCUAAGGCUCCAAAGCAAACUCAGAAACCAGCUAUGCUGCAGUAGCAAAGAGUUGCACACUUAUACACCAGGGGGCUCUGCACUAUCUGUCUUUGUGGCCUUACAGAAAAAAGGUUAUUUUUUUUAACCUAAGUGUUACAUUCAGUUUGGCCAUAGAGAGAGAUGAAGAGAGAGAGAGUGUAAUGACAACUUCAUUCCAUUAAUACUAGCAACAUGAGUAGAUGCACCUCAGUGUCAUCCUCAGUUUAAUCUUAAGCCCAGAUGGGAGGAAAAAGACAUCUCACUGACAUUUUAACUGAAACUGUCCACUGACAACAUCCAUUUGAUUAUGCUUUAACUUUAACCUACCGACCUUACUAAAGAUGCAUACUAUAGACUGUAUAUAAAUGCUGCACAGAGUUUAUAGAACAAAAAAAUUAUAAUGGACAUUUUGAGUGUUCUGCGUUUUUUUAGACCAGUAGUUCGCCACCUGACACUCCCUGAAGGGUCACAAAAUAACAUUUUAAUUCUAGUAAGAUGAAUUACAGGAAGCAUUAAAAAAAUAUUGUACUGCUUCUGGCCUUUAAGAAGUAUUUCAAUCAAGCAGGAGAAAAAAGGUCCUUGGUGGAUGUGUUGAUAACUUAUAUGCAACUAUUGAUGAUGAAUCAUAAGUUUAUUUUGACGGUUCACCAGCCAAAAGGGUGAAGCACUUUUCUAGAUAAAUGAGUUAGACUGGGCAGCCUUUCACGGGUGUGAUGCAAGAAAGUUGAGUAAUUGUGUGUGUUUGUGUGUGUGUGUGUGUGUGUGUGUGUGUGUGUGUGUGUGUGUGUGUGUGUAUUCCUGCUUUUUUAUGUAUCUGCUGAAAUUAUGCACUAAACAGAAUUGUUCAUUUGACUUUUUGGGAGGAGAAAACUGUAAAAACUCUAAGGUAAUGCUGAAUAAAGUAAUGUUUUGCAUGAGGUGAAUACUUAUCUCUUAUCACUUUACAAAGUAAUGACAUCACUUUUUGUAAUGAUUUGUAUGAUAAAUGUAAUGGAUUUAUAUUUCUGUAUUGUGGUAUGUGAAUGUAAAUUAUUAUAAAGAUAAUUGAAAUAAAUAGAUUUGCCUGCACCAAUACACAUAUUUUGUUUAAUUAGUGUAUACACUUUGUAUGUAAACUAUGUACAUGUUCAUAAGAUCAAUAAAAAUCUCUUUGACAAAACAAA
Molecule: messenger RNA, 3349 nt
Organism: Centropristis striata (black sea bass)
Lineage: Eukaryota; Metazoa; Chordata; Actinopteri; Perciformes; Serranidae
Gene: ankdd1a
Product: ankyrin repeat and death domain containing 1A
Exons: 15
Coding region: 201-1727 (508 amino acids)
Biological process (GO): signal transduction
Molecular function (GO): protein binding
Source: RefSeq, a predicted model, not a curated record